GAUUUCCUAUAACAUGCUCCCAUAUUUCUGUCUGUUGUCUGUUUCAGUGUGACUAGAAGAUGGUUUAUUUCAAAAGAAACUGGAAUAACAACUGACGUAGAAAUUUACUCUCUUCUUUCCCUAUAGAUCCCAGGGUCACUAAUGCAAUGACUGGGGGAAGAAAUAGUACAACAAUUACCAGGUUCAUCCUCUUGGGAUUCUCUGAAUUUCCAAAGUUCACCAUUGUGCUCUUUUCUGUAUUCCUAUGGAUCUACCUCCUGACAGUGUCUUGGAACAUGGGCCUCAUCACCUUCAUCAGAAUGGAUUCCCAUCUGCACACACCCAUGUACUUUUUUCUCAGUAACCUGUCCUUUUUAGACAUCUGCUAUGUUUCCACUAUAGCCCCCAGGAUGCUCUCAGACUUCUUCAAGAAGCAUAAAUUCAUCUCCUUUAUGGGGUUCACCAUACAGUACUUCUUCUUGUCUAUCCUGGGUCUGACUGAGUGCUGUCUUCUGGCAGUCAUGGCUUAUGAUCGAUAUGCUGCCAUUUGUAACCUUCUGCUCUACACAGCCGUAGUGUCCCCAACCCUCUGUCUACAGAUGCUGGCAGGAUCUUGGAUAAGUGGAUUCUUUGGCUCAUUUACCCAACUGUGUGCCUUACUUCAGCUCCAUUUCUGUGGACUGAAUAUCAUCAACCAUUUCUUCUGUGACCUGCCACAACUAAUGACCCUUUCUUGCUCUGAUACCUAUUUCUUACAAAUUAUCCUCUCUGUGCUCGUAUCGUUCUUUGGACUGACUUCUGUGCUGGUUAUCAUGAUAUCCUAUGGUUAUAUUGUUGCCACCAUUAUGAAGAUCACUUCAGCUGAAGGCAGGUCUAAGUCUUUCAACACCUGUGCUUCUCAUCUGACAGCACUGACCCUUUUCUUUGGCUCAGGUGUCUUUGUUUACAUGUAUCCUAUCUCAGGUGAUUCCUUGAACCAAAACGAGUUGUUAUCAGUCUUAUAUACAGUUAUAAUCCCCAUGUUAAAUCCACUAAUCUACAGCCUGAGGAAUAAGAAAAUCAAAGAUGCCUUAAACAGAUGGAAAAAGAGAAUGUUCUCCUGGAAUUGCUGAUUAUAGAAUUUAUUUCAAAUGUACAGAGUGUAGGAGGAAUGGCAAUUAAAACAUUGAUCCCCAACUUUCCUAAUUAUGGGCAAAGUUACAGUUACUCCUCUCUUCUAGUGGAAACUUAGGACUGCCCUAUGGCCACCAAAUGCAUGGGAGAUAUCUGGAGGUUCAGUAACUCCACCCUGUAUCACUUGUCAACUACUAAUUUUGAGGCCAAGAAAUCCACAGGUAUUUUAUUAGCUAGUUGUGAUGAUGUGACACUUUGCCACCAAUAUCCUAUGCGUAUGAAUAAGGAAGACCAAAGGAGAAUUGAUGCCUUUGAAUUAUGGUGUUGGUGAAGAAUAUUGAAUAUACCAUGAACUACCAAAAGAACAAAUCUGUCUUGGAAAUAAUACAGCCAGAACGCUCCUUAGAAGCAAGCAAAGAUGGUGAGACUGUGUUUCACAUGCUUUGGGCAUGUCAUCAGGAGGGAUCAUUCCCUGGAUAAGCACAUCAUGCUUCCCAAAGUAGAAGGGCAGCAAAAAAGAGGAAGACCCUUAAUGAGAUGGACUGACACAGUGGCUGCAACUAUGGGCUCAAGCAUAACAGCGAUUGUGAGGAUGGAGCAGGACUAUGCAGUGCUUCUGUUUGUUGUACAUAAGGUCGCUAUGAAUCAAUGCACCUAACAAUGAACACCAACAACAUGUAGUAAGUUACUAGCUUAAGGAUCAUAAAUGU
Loxodonta africana (African savanna elephant) is the source of this 1802-nucleotide messenger RNA. Its product is annotated as olfactory receptor 5AN6-like. The transcript has a single exon. The coding region runs from base 147 to 1091 and encodes 314 amino acids. Gene Ontology annotation, cellular component: membrane. The record is from RefSeq and is a predicted model, not a curated record. Gene Ontology annotation, biological process: G protein-coupled receptor signaling pathway. Gene Ontology annotation, molecular function: odorant binding; olfactory receptor activity; G protein-coupled receptor activity. Lineage: Eukaryota; Metazoa; Chordata; Mammalia; Proboscidea; Elephantidae.